AUGGCUUCAUUAGACCUAGGCCGGCCUAUACAAACACUGGUCCUUGCCUUUGCAGCCUGGAAGGCGUUCCUGCUGUUGGUCGCCAUUGGAAGCAGCGUUGGCUCAGCUUAUGAUACUUCUACCACUCUGAUUCAGCACCAGGCCACCUCCUAUAACGAGUCAGUACUUGACAUUUCCACUAAAUUGACGAGAUGGGACGCCAUAUACUUUAUCCAAUCUGCCCGCAGAGGCUACGUCUUUGAACAGGAAUGGGCUUUUGGCCUGGGCCUGCCCACUACCAUUUCAGCAAUUGUCAAAGUCUUUAACAAACUAGGCAUUGAAGGAAGCGAUGCAUUGGAGCCUUUGAUCGGUGUCGGCAUUUCUCACUUGGCCCAUUUGCUGUCUGUCUUGGCCCUCUAUCGCUUGGGCCUCAGGCUGUAUAGCCAGCAGACUGCUGUGAUUGCAGCACUGCUCCACAUCAUUUCGCCAGCGGGACUGUUCCUUUCCGCACCCUACAAUGAGGCUCCCUUUUCAUUCCUCACAUUCUCUGGCUUCCUUUUAUUUUCUUACGGAUGUCUGGAUAGAUCACGGGGUUUUCUUGGCGAUGCCGCCAUCGUAGGAUCUGGCAUGGUUCUAGGACUCGCCACAACCUUUCGCAGCAAUGGCAUUCUCAAUGGUGUCCCAUUUGCUGCUUAUGCCAUCUCUGAACUCACAUCGGUACUGAAAAGUCCGAAUGCCUUCAGCCUGAGGCGUUUGGCGGCGCUUGGGAUUGGUGGCCAGUACAUUGCAAUGGGAUCCAUCGGCCCGCAGGUGCUGGCUUAUCAAAGCUUUUGUUCCGGCUCAUCCGCAUCGGACCCGAGACCAUGGUGCAACGCAUGGCUUCCAAGCAUUUACACAUUUGUGCAAGAGAGGUAUUGGAAUGUUGGCUUCUUACGCUACUGGGUCCCGGGCAAUAUUCCACUUUUUCUCCUUGCUUCACCCAUGAUUUAUCUGCUGAGCAAGUCGGGUUGGUCGGUGCUCGGCGAGUCCGUAAUGGAGAUCAAGAACCCGAAAAGUCCGGCUGCUGCAUUCUCCGGAGCCUCCUUGUUUGUUGCGGCCAUGGCGUUCUCUCAGCUUCUCCUCGCGGGAGCUGCCGUCACAACAUACCAUAUUCAAGUCAUCACACGACUCUCGUCUGCAUACCCACUGUGGUACUUCUGGCUAGCUCAGCAACUCGGCCAGGCUGAUACAUCCAAACGAGCGGGUGCCAUUGUCAUGUACAUGGUCAUGUACGCUACUAUUCAGGGUGUCCUAUUUGCGUCGUUUCUACCACCAGCUUAG
Messenger RNA from Pestalotiopsis fici W106-1, 1299 nucleotides. RefSeq lists its product as uncharacterized. Gene Ontology annotation, molecular function: GPI mannosyltransferase activity; alpha-1,6-mannosyltransferase activity. Gene Ontology annotation, cellular component: mannosyltransferase complex; endoplasmic reticulum membrane. Lineage: Eukaryota; Fungi; Ascomycota; Sordariomycetes; Amphisphaeriales; Sporocadaceae. The transcript has 3 exons. Gene Ontology annotation, biological process: GPI anchor biosynthetic process. The coding region runs from base 1 to 1299 and encodes 432 amino acids. The record is from RefSeq and is a predicted model, not a curated record.